Molecule: messenger RNA, 1378 nt
Organism: Pelagomonas calceolata
Lineage: Eukaryota; Pelagophyceae; Pelagomonadales; Pelagomonadaceae
Source: the annotation of a GenBank genome assembly
GGACUUUGCCAACUGGUUUUUGGGCCGUCGUCGUACGCCCCGGGAAGCGCGCAGCGGCGUCGCCACACCACUUCGUGAGACCGCUACGAUACGGGAGACCGCGGCUGGCGCGUUUCUGGGGCCGCGCGGGCCGUUUACGAAGAGCACGCUGGGACGCACUGGAGCGCUGUUGCGAGCCGGCGCGGCGCCCGCCGCACGCCAAAACCGCAGCGCGGCCACGCCACACACCCACGCCGCCGCCGCCGCCGCAAGCGCGCCGCAAUCUGCCGCGCCGCGCCGCCAUAACACCGACGCCCGCCGCAGGUCGCGAGACGAUGGCCUCCUUCGCCGGAAGUUCGAAGGACACGGUCGCCGACUUGUUAGUAGACAAGUCCGCCUCCCCGCCGCCCGGCGCCAAGCCCGCGAAGGCCCCGGACACGGAAAAAAAACACUACAGCAACAACAACGACGGCGAGACGAUGGAGGCUUUACUAGAAGGGAGUGGCGGCCCCGACACGCCCCGCGUGGAGUCGAAGAAGCACCUGCCGCCGCCGCCCGACGCCAUGGUCGGCGGCGAGGUGGGCCUGACGACGGACUCGCAAGCACCCUUCGUCCCGUCGAUCGCCAUGGUCACCGAGAAGCCCUCGGACAACGGCAACCUCACGAACCAGGACAUCGAGCCGAGCGACGUGUCGCCGCAGCACAUUAGUACCAAACGCAUGUUCGACGACAAGCCCUGCGGCGUCGAAUCUGAACCCAAUGAUGGCCACCCGCCGAAGCGGUCGCGGGCGGACCUCGACGACUCUCGUGUGAAAGCGGCUCUAGAUGAGACGGCGCCCUCGAACGACGUCCAGCAGCCGCCGUCCAAGAAGCAGGUCUUGGAUGCGGCGAACAAGCAGAGCCACGUGCUCCAGGACGCGGCGUCGCCGCCGCAGCAGAAGUUCGCGCGGAAGCACUUCGAUCCCACGGACAACGCCCUCAAGGACUCCGUCGUGCUGGAGCACCCGCUGAGCGGCGAGAAGGCGCCGCGGCCCGAGAAGCCGAUUCCCGUCAUCGCGCCGUCGACCGCUCCCAUCGCCGGUGUGAAAUCCGAGACGACGAACCGCGUGAAGAAGCUCCAGAACGCGACGAACCAGCCCAGCGGCGCGGGCAUGACGUCGACCGAGAUCAACAAGCCCGUCGCGUCGCACGUCGCGCGGGCGGCGCCGGCCGUCGGCGCGGGCCUCGACUCCGCGACGCAGCAUCACGUCAAGAAGGGCGUCGCCGACACGUCCGUGACGGCGUCGGCUCAUCGGGCGGCGAUGGGCGGGACCGACGCGUCGGCGUGCAUGAAGUGGGACUAGCUCUCGAACUGCCGCCGCCUUCCCCCCCCUCGUUCUAAGGCGCGCGGUUCGAUGUA